CUAGGUAGUUAACCGUGUGGCGCAUUAGAGAACGGAGACUUCUAUGAGGUCGGUUAGAGAUGACGAACCUGAAAAUAUCGUGCACUAUAGUAUUAUGGAGCUGUCUUUUAAACAUAGCAUUUGGACAGCCACAUGAAGGGGAAUCGCAAAUGCUACCCGAUGAACGCAUGACUCUAGACGAUUGUCACCUGCGGUUUUACAAUUUUUGGCCGUUUGGUGGAGGUGGUGCCGGUGGAUUCCCGGCUCGAUCGAACGAGUUUGCUCACAUGGGAGCUAUCGGAUGGAUUCAGGCGGACGGUUCGAUGAAAUGGCAGUGCGGAGGGACACUGAUUUGGGACAACUUUGUUAUGACGGCGGCCCACUGUGUGGUCGAUAGCAACAAUCAAAAGCCCCAGGUCGUGCGUUUUGGAGACCUGAAUCUGUACACCACCGAUGGGGACGAAACGGCUCAGCAGAUCGAAAUUGCAGAAAUCAUUCGACAUCCGCUGCAUCGUUACGCGUCACAUUAUCAUGAUAUUGCCCUGCUGCGGCUCAAGGAAAGUGUUCAAAUAAAUCCUUCAGUUUGUCCAGCAUGCUUGUGGACCAGCGAUGAGGUCAGAUUUACCAAAUUAGAAGCUACUGGAUGGGGAAGCACAGGGUUUGGGGAAAAUGUUUCACCGAUACUGCUGAAAAUGACUCUUUCACCGGUGACCGAAUCCGAAUGCCGAGAUGUUUACGGGAACAAUACACACAGAAAACUGAAGUCCGGAAUCCAAGGUCACCAGAUAUGUGCCUGGGACGAAAAGGCGGACACUUGUGAGGGUGACUCCGGUGGUCCGCUACAGGUGAAGCUGAUGCAUGGCAUGAGGGUUACUCCUUUCGUAGUGGGCGUGACUUCGUUCGGUUUUCCUUGCGGUAGAUCCACGCCCGGUGUUUACACCCGAGUAUCAACGUACUUCGACUGGAUUAAACAAACUAUGGUAGAACGAAGGGCUCCGGUCGCAGGAGACAUUCUUAAUUCAACGAUGUGUACUUUGCGUUACGCUGAGCUAAGGGAUUUCUACGAUGGUGUUGUAACUAGCAGGAAUGGUAGCAAUGUAGAAUUAAAUGUUUUUCUCAGACAUAUCAAUGUAGCAAGAUCUAGACCUGGAUAUAUGGUACGUUUGGGUUGGCAAAAUGGAUCCGAACUGGACAACUGCUAUGGUAUUCUGGUUGAUGACGAAUAUGUGCUUACUUUAGCUAGUUGUGCGCAGGUUAAUGGCACCAAGGUGGAUCGAAUUGUCGAACCCAGGAAUUUGAAAUUAUCACAAGUGCAUAUCCAUCCACGCUACUCGGAAGGCUCUAGUUAUUUCAAUGUGGCUCUUCUAAAGCUGGAGAAUCUGUUAAAUUUUCAAAACAGUUGGGACCUAUCGAUGACCUGUAUGUGGCACGCUUACAAUUUGCCGGGUAAGGCGCUUACUGCAGUCGGAUUUGGGCGCACAGAUUUGAAUGAGCCUUUAUAUCCUGGGAAUUCGUUAGAACUAGAUCCUUCAAUCGGUGUAAUCGAAUCCGAAAAUACGAUUCAAAAUCGCAGCACCUGCAGACUUCCACCCAAAAACAUUCCUCGGAUGGAACACGGCCUAGCCCAUGAGCAUCUGUGCACCGGUAAUGAUUUCUUCCUGGUUCCGGAUGCGUGUGAGCUUCCUCCGGGAACGCCAUUGAAGGGAACGGAAUGGCGUAAUGAUAGACCUUACUCGAUGGUUUUCGCGAUAAAUCAACCGGGUAGCCGAGAUUGUGGCUUCGGGGAGCAUGCUCUCUCAACAAGAUUGUACGAUCAUCUGGAGUGGAUGAGGUUGGUGAUGUUGCCGGGCUAUCGAUCCCUGGAUGAGGUUCUACAGUACGUGGAGAAGGAUCUUUCCGAGGGGGAAGAGUGUGAAUUGGCUGGGGAAAAAGCAGGAAAGUGUGUACCAGUUGCCAAAUGUGUCGACAACUGGAGUGAAUUCUCGGCUCUCGGAAGCAUGUUGUUUUGCUCAUCCCUCGAGACUAUAUGCUGUCCCAACGAUGUUAUUGCGAGGAGGAAUGUUGUUGAACAACACGUUGAAAGUGAAAUUCGUGAGUGUCCAGCGUUAAUGCGGGGAUUUAAGCACGACUCUCUUUCCGUUGGAUCUCUGGCUAUCUUGGCUUUUGAAACAGAGGAUUCAUAUUACGAACUGGAAUGUUUUGGAGCCCUUAUAUCCAAACAGUUUCUGGUAACAACUGCCAGCUGUUUAUAUAACCGUAUUCCAGAUGCUAUACUUUUACAAGGGUUAGGAAACGAAAAUAAUGGCGUUGAACCGUUAUCAUUCGUCCAGCAUGAAAACUACGACCCAGAAACUGGAAGCUUCGAUAUCGCUUUGGUUAAAUUGAAGAACGAGCUGACGUGGAGCUCAGCCGUUUAUCCUGUUUGCCUAUGGAUGAAUCAAACACAUACUCCACUAGUUACCAGGCAGAUAUUUUUGAACUCUAAGGACAAAUUUGAAGCUGAACAUCUUCUAUCGAUGUAUAACACGGACUGCCAACGGUAUCAUCCGGAAUCGGCGUUUCCUCGUACUCGGAUGUGUGCCCGGGCACCUGGAGGAUUGAACAAUUGCAAAACCAUGGCGGCUGGUAUCCUGGCCGCACCAGAUAAGGAUGUUUCCUAUUUGAUAGGAAUGGAACAGGACGACGAUGGGUGCGUAAACACUACGCUCAUUAGUUUCAUGCGUAUCGCGCCCCUUGUAGGUUGGAUAGAAAAUCAAAUUAAGAAGAUGUGAGGACGAUUGCACUUCAUAUAACUCAAGAACCUAGAAUAGUAUGUCACCUUCAAUUUUAUUUGAAAAUAAGUAAGCUUGUACUGCCGUGAUAUGAGGAAGUGACGUACAUCCAUUUUUGAAGAUUUUGACCUUUUGAUUCCAUUUUGUGCGAUUUUAUAUGAACUUUUAAAUGCUUUAAAAAAUUUUGGAAAAUAUCAAACCAUUUUAAAAAUAUUCGGUAAAACCGAAACGGUAGAACUGCUGUUUACAUUCCAAAGAAAAAACACGCUUUUAUUGGCGAAAACGAAAACUGGAUGUUCGUCUCCUCGGCAGUAUGAAUUAUAAUUAUGAGAUUAUAAGUCAAACAUAUUUCUUUUAAUACACCUCAUACAAAAGGAAAGUUUCCACAGUUUGGGAGGAGCGUGGAGAACUCAGCUUCAAAUAUCAUUUAAAAAAAUUUCAUGAAAAACUAGCUGACCCAGUAAACUUCGUUUUACCUUCUUAAGUAUAAAUCGUAAUAAAUGAUUAAUUUUAUCUACACGUCCUUAACUGCAUCGUUCUCGCGAAUAGAAUCUUAUGAAAAUCGUAACAAAUAAAGUUGAAUUUGUAUUGGGAAAACUUUUCAUAAAAAGUGAGAUCCUUAACUAUUAUACAAACCAUAUCUGACCCAAAAACCCCUCGGAUACCAAAUUUCACUUCAUUCCGACCGACCAUUCAUACGUGAUGUUGUUACAAAGAAAAUGCCUCCAUUUUUAU
This is a messenger RNA of Uranotaenia lowii, 3485 nucleotides long. RefSeq lists its product as uncharacterized. The transcript has 12 exons. The record is from RefSeq and is a predicted model, not a curated record. NCBI's taxonomy places the organism in Eukaryota, Metazoa, Arthropoda, Insecta, Diptera, Culicidae. The coding region runs from base 60 to 2750 and encodes 896 amino acids. Gene Ontology annotation, biological process: proteolysis. Gene Ontology annotation, molecular function: serine-type endopeptidase activity.